Molecule: messenger RNA, 1865 nt
Organism: Branchiostoma belcheri (Belcher's lancelet)
Lineage: Eukaryota; Metazoa; Chordata; Leptocardii; Amphioxiformes; Branchiostomatidae
Product: CAP-Gly domain-containing linker protein 1-like
Exons: 8
Coding region: 124-543 (139 amino acids)
Source: RefSeq, a predicted model, not a curated record
AUCACAGAUUUGAAGGGUGAAAGCCACCUUGCAGAGAGCUUGAAGCUUAAGAUCUCUGCCUUAGAAGAAGUCAAUGAAGAACUUGAAGACAAGGUGAACAUCUUAAACACAGCACUGGAGCAGAUGCAAAAAGACAUGGACGCCAUGACAGCUGGCGAUCCCAUAACGGCCAAGCUGAGAAAAGAGAAGGAAGAAGCAGAAGGCCAGACCAAAGAAAUUCGGUUGAAGAUUGACUUCCUGAACUCUGUGAUUGUGGAUCUACAGAGGAAGAACGAUGAGCUGAUCCGCCGUAUUGACCAGUUGGAGAGUGGUGUGAAUGGGGAGGACCUGUUCGAUGAAGAGGAAGAGAGACUAAGACAACUCCCCCCUCCCCGACUCUACUGCGACAUUUGUGAUGUAUUUGACGAACACGACACAGACGACUGCCCCAAACAGGCCACGGAGUUCGAGGAGUACGCCUCCCACUCACAGUAUCACGGGGACAUACAUACAAUGUACAUAAGGAACAUACAAGGGUUUCCUCCAGUGAGGUCAGUUCUGUAGCCUGAGUGUGGAUCAGCUGACUGAGAUCAUCAGCCAGGAUAAGCUGGAGGUUAAAGAGGAGACAAGAGUGUGGGAGGCUGUGGUGAGAUGGGUGCAGCACAGCAGGGAGGACAGACUGCAGCAUCUACCCAGCAUCCUCCCUCACAUCCGCUUCAACCUGCUGACCUCAGGCGACACGGCAGCCAUCUUGGAACAUCCCCUGGUCAGGGAGGAUCCUGGGAGUUCUGAGGUCAUCAGGAAUGUGGUACGCUCCAACCAGAAGCCAAGGCUUGCAAUGACCACAGAAAUGGUUCUGUUGCGUCAUGAAGUGAACGAUAAAAAGAUGCUGUGGAUGAACCCAGGAGAAGGGAAGUACAUCUGGUGUGACUAUGGCCAACCAGUAUGUCCAUACAGGGGUGUGGUUACUUGUGAUAAUGAGAUCUAUGGCUUGGCUACAGAUCCAGACAGCAUCUAUAUGUGUAAAUACAACCAUGUUGAGAACAAGUGGGAACAAAAGUCUACCGUGUGCAAAGGAUGUGAAAAACCGGGACUUCCAUACCGGGAUAUAUAUAACCACCUGAUGGAAGUCGAUGGACAUCUUUUUUACCUUGAUGAAGCUCCAGAGGUGGUAUUGAAGAAAUACAACCAGCAUAAGAAUGAGUGGCAAAACUGUUCAACACCUGAUUAUGGUGAGUUUGACUCCUUCUUUGCAGUGUCCUGCAAUCAGCACAUCUACCUCUUCACAGUAGCAGAAAUGCAUUGGUACGACCCAAGGGAAGACCAGUGGUCCAAGAAAGCCCUGUCAGUCUACGGCCUUAAUGAGGUAUGGCAGUUGCCAUGGGAACAGAGAUCUUUUGGAUGGAUCCUGACCACUCCAACAUGUUGGUGUAUGAUACAGAAGCAGACAGCUGGUCUGAACAUCCAGUCCCAAGCUUUCAGGAGACUGAGAAUAAUCCAGACAUAUACGUUGAAGAUGGAGCUUUCUUUGUACUCCAAAACAGGAAGCUGCAUGCAAUAGUGGAUUAUGAUUGCCCAAAAUGGGCCAACAAGCUAGAGCUACUUCAAGAGGUUUUCGUGUAUGACAGGCCUGAAGGUGUUUGGAGAGAGUCAUCUGAACUGCCUUUUGGGCGGCAGUGUGUGUACAAGUGUACAGACGUCGUGGCUCGUAUGUACCUACCAUAUCUGAACACCAGCCAUGCAGACACACAGGAUGCAGCAAACCCAGAGGGACCAAGUGGAGAAUAGUUUUGGUAGUGUACAACCCAUCUAGCCUGGUUACCAAACCUAUUAUAGCUCCAGAGUCCUACAGUCUCUCCGCAAAUAGCUUAUAAUAGCCUAUAAUA